AUGACGGGCUACACACAUGAGCAGCACGUCGAAGCAACCGAGCGCGCGUUGCAAGGAGAGCGACAAACAGAUCUCAGUCGCAUCUACAAUGUGCCAUACCGUACGCUAAAGCUCUACAUCAAGAAGAUGAGAGACACCGGCAGCAUCGUUAAUUGCAAUGACCGAGCCAUGUCCAACCACCUCGUACGAUGCGUCAAGAGAGGAAACCACUUGCAUGACCACAUUGAUCACCAGGAGGGCCUCGCAGCCUCCCACCACACGUCGUCCGCAUCGCUGGCGGCGGCGUGCGUGGAGCCCAUUCAUCAGCCUCCGCCUCGACUCAAAAGACGAAGCGUUGGGUUCCAAGCGUGCAUUAGCUUUCGUUCCACGACAGGUGCCCCCGUCAAGGCGUCCAGAGGGUCCUUGCGGGUAGGAGAAGGUCCAGCGUCUCGUUUUCGGGUGCUGCCAGGUCCGUGGUCGAGUUGUUCGUCGAGUGCGGAGGCGCUGACCCGGCACGAUCGCGUGGCGUUGCAGCUCGUGUCGACCGACCCCGAGGACGCCGACGCUUUCCUCGCGUCUGCCCCCGCGCCACUCCAUGGACGCGAUGCGAAGAUCGUAACUUUGACCGGGGCGGCGUGGGACGACGAGAAAAGAGAUGAGUUUGCACCAACGGCCCAUCUGUUUGCCGCGUUUGCGUGGGAGCUGCACCCAGUCCGGACAGACGAGCGGCUGCUGUGCGAUGGCACGCGAUUGCAACUCGUACAAGAGCACGGACAAGACGUGUUUGAGGUGGUGGCGUCCGUAGGCCCCCAGGACUUGACGAUGCGUCGCCGGAUUCCGUCGAAAACAAUGCACGGCACCAAGAAGUCCCCGACCACAGGAGGAUUGACGGUGGUGUUGAAACUGCAUGACACGGAUCAGAACAAGUCAAACAAUCGACAACAAGGACCGACACGACUGCCGCCAGAGAAGCGCAAGCCGUGGCUCGUGGAAGCAUUGGCGAAUCUGAAAGACCAAGUGGCGAACAAUGAACAGGCCAAGCAAGCGUUCCAUCGAGACAUGCAAAAGAACAUGGCGGCGUACGCGGCGUCGCAUUCCCUUGACACGGCGCGCGAGGAGGCGGCGUCCGAAGACUACUACGGCCGCAAACUCAAGACAAAACCCAAGGUCAAGCUCCGGUCGAAAUCCGUCUUGGCGUUUGUGCAGACUUUUCACCGCAUCAAACAGCACCACAGUCGACGGGACGGGUCGCCACCGCCGGAACUGACAGACAGAGACAGGCUGCGACUCAUGCAGUGCUACAACCCCCAAGUGUAUGGCAGAGUGGGAAACCCCGCCGUGCUGUCCAAGUCGUCGAGGUCGAUGAAAACGCUGGUGGAUGGCAUGGAAAGGAUCGGAGAAGCCCCGCCCACGCCAUUGCUAGCGUCGUCAUCCGCGUCCACGGUCAAGCCAAGAGCAGCAGCACCUACAACGCAAGGAAACAAGUCCACAGCAGCGCCAGAGUACUUCCCACAACCACGUCCAUAA
Aphanomyces astaci is the source of this 1506-nucleotide messenger RNA. RefSeq lists its product as hypothetical. The coding region runs from base 1 to 1506 and encodes 501 amino acids. The transcript has 5 exons. Lineage: Eukaryota; Oomycota; Saprolegniomycetes; Saprolegniales; Verrucalvaceae. The record is from RefSeq and is a predicted model, not a curated record.